AUGAGAUCAAGGAGUUCACUAGUCAUUUGUGGGAUUUAUGUGACAUCUGUCUUACACAAAUACAUUGAUUUUCAUAUUGAUGUCUGGAUUUUUCAUUUACAAAUGGUCGUAUCAAAUGACCAAAUCAUCAAGACUAUGCAUGAAACAUCUGUACGAGGUGUAGAAGAUAUGAUCACACUUGUUGAUUUACAUGAGCACACUAUAUUGAGGAAUCUGCACAUCAGAUAUAAUGAAAAUCUUAUUUAUACAUACACUGGGUCAAUUCUUGUGGCAGUCAACCCAUACCAGCCACUACCUAUAUACACAGGAGAUUAUGUCAAGGAGUACAAGGGACAGAAAGUGGGUGAUAAGCCACCCCAUAUAUUUGCUAUUGGUGACAGUAGCUAUACUGACAUGGCAAAAUUUGGUCGAAACCAAUGUAUUGUAAUCAGUGGUGAAAGUGGUGCUGGCAAGACAGAGAGCACAAAAUUAAUUCUUCAAUAUCUAGCUGCUAUAAGUGGCAAACAUUCCUGGAUUGAACAGCAAAUCUUGGAAGCAAACCCAGUGUUGGAAGCUUUUGGAAAUGCCAAGACGAUACGCAAUGACAAUUCAUCCAGAUUUGGAAAAUAUAUCAACAUCAAUUUCAGCCAAGAAUGUGUCAUUGAAGGUGCUGCAAUUGAGCAGUAUCUUUUGGAAAAGUCUCGUAUUGUUUCGCAAAAUAAUGGUGAACGUAAUUACCACAUAUUUUAUGAAAUGCUUGCUGGUUUGACAAUUGAUGAGAAGAUAAGCCUUGACCUCAGAGGACCUGCAGAUUAUCGUUACCUCACAGGGGGAGGCACUCUAACUUGUGAAGGCCGUGAUGAUGCCAAAGAUUUUGCUGUAGUCAGAGCAGCUAUGAAAGUCUUAAAUUUUAAUGAGAAUGAAGUCUGGGAAAUUAUAAAACUUUUGGCUGUGGUUCUGCACCUGGGAAACAUCAAGUACAAAGCCAGAGUUAUAGCUAACAUUGAUACAUCUGAGAUACCUGAUAAGGUACAUGCCAAGAAAAUUGCUGACAUACUUGGUGUACCAAUAGAACCACUUAUAGAAGCACUCACCCAUAAAACAAUAUUUGCUCAUGGAGAAAAAGUGGUAUCUGCACUUUCAGAAACACAAGCAACUGAAGUGAGAGAUGCUUUUGUUAAAGGAAUUUAUGGUCGUGUUUUCAUCUAUAUUGUGAACAAAAUCAACAACACUGUAAAUAAACAGGAUAUACCAACAAAAAAUUCAAUUGGUGUCCUUGAUAUUUUUGGUUUUGAGAAUUUUAAGUCAAAUAGCUUUGAACAGCUGUGCAUCAAUUAUGCAAAUGAAAACUUGCAACAGUUCUUUGUGCGACACAUAUUUAAAUUAGAGCAGGAAGAAUAUACACAAGAAGGAAUAAACUGGAAACACAUGGAAUUUGUGGACAAUCAGGAGAUCUUGGAUCUAAUUGGAAUGAAACCUAUCAAUAUUAUGGCACUCAUUGAUGAAGAAUCUAAAUUUCCAAAGGGAACUGAUAAAACCAUGUUAAAUAAAGUGCACAGAAAUCAUGGCAGUGACAAAUAUUUUCUCAAACCUAUUUCAGAACAUGAACAAGUAUUUGGUUUGAACCAUUUUGCAGGGACUGUGUAUUAUGAUGUUAAUGGUUUUCUUGAGAAGAAUCGUGAUACAUUCAGUGCUGAUCUUAAGCAAGUUGUGUAUAUUUCUAGUAACAAAUUCCUGAAAACAUUGUUUGCUGAAGACUUCAACCUUACAGAUGACACUAGGAAAAGGAAUCUUACAUUAUCAGUGCAGUUCAGAAAAUCACUGGAAGCUUUAAUGCAUACUUUGAGUUGUUGUCAUCCAUGGUUUGUCCGCUGCAUGAAACCAAAUGAAUUCAAGAAGCCAAAGUUAUUUGACAGAACGCUGGUUGUCCGUCAGCUACGAUACUCUGGUAUGAUGGAAACAGCAAGAAUAAGACGUGCAGGGUAUCCCAUAAGACAUACAUUCAAAGAAUUUGUUGAGAGAUACAGAUUUAUUGCUCCAGGAAUCCCACCAUCAAAUAAGACUGACUGCAAGGCAGCUUCAGGAAAGAUAUGUGCUGCUGUUCUUACAAAAGAAGAUUAUCAGCUUGGCCACACUAAAGUUUUUCUUAAGGAUGCUCAUGAUAGUAUUCUUGAAGAAGCACGAGAGAAAGCUUUGGCAAAUAGCAUCCUGGUCUUGCAACGAAAUGUUCGUGGCUGGGUACAGAGAAGAAGGUACUUAGCAUUACGCAAGGCUGCAGUUGUAUUCCAGAAGCACUGGAGAGCACGCGGACCACGUAUUCACUACAGGACUAUAAGACAGGGAUACCUGAGAUUACAGGCACUAAUUCGUUCCAGACAACUAAGGCAUCAGUUCAAAUUAGUUAGCACACAUAUUACAAGAUUACAGGAACUGCAGAACACUAUUGUCAAACAUAGAAGAAAUGAGGAAAAACCAAAAUGGGAAGACAUGAAAUGCAGGAAAGGCAUUGAGAGAAAUAAUUAUAAUUGGGAUUUAGAUUCCAGAGUUUUUCUUUUCACAGUUACAUUUUGGUACUCUUAUAGAAUUUUCUGGUUUAUAAAGCAGCCUUCAGACAAAAGAUUUUUACUGGCAGUUGAUGUGGCUAUUUACAACAAAAAGUGUGAAUCUCCUUUUUUAUUCAGCAUUUUAAAUGUGGAUGAAAAUGUAGGCAAUGAGACUGAUUUGGCUGCUAUGAUAAUAUACAUGCUAAUAAUAAAAAUGAUGCUAUCUGUUUAUGAAUCCAUAUCAACAGUCUCAAGUGCAAGAUGUCGAGGAUACCUUGCUCGCAAAAUGUUUAAGGAAAAAUCUCAGGCAAGAUUUGUCCCAUCUGUAUGUAUAAUUCCCAAGAACUUCUGUUUUAAAUGUAUAUGUUCAAGCAUUGAAUGCAAUUUGAUAGGGACCUCAGAGCCACAAAUAAUUUUACAGUCUAGUUCACAGAAACAUUCAUUGAAAAGUUCUUUUGUGCUUGAGCUAUUGCUCCUCAGUUUGAAUACAUUUACUUUAUCUAAUUUUAUAAAGUUGGUUACGUUCACUGUUAGAGCCUGUUGUGAACAUCCCAAAUCCUUAACAAGAAUGCUGAACAUCCAUUACAACUGCACUUACUCAUUUACACACUCGUUUACCUCAUCUACGUCUAGAACAACACUGAUGUCUUUUUGGGUUAUGUUCAGUUGCUCGAUUGCAGAUAUGAUGACUUUGGAAGUUCUACUCAUUAAGACAUAUUCAGAAAGAUUUUUACUUAUAAAGUUAUUCUACCAAGAAAUGAUGGUAGAACAGUUAAAAUGUGUAAUUGUGCCAUAUUACCAACUUUUGUUGGUGUAUCAGACAAGGAUUUUGGAGUUGGCAUCAUACAUGUUUACUAUUUUAGCUCUCUAUUUCCAGCAGCCUGUUCUUGAAUUAAUUAGUAUAGUUUUGGAAUUGAUGGAAGUAAUUCAUAUUGCAGCUACUGGUUUGUUUGGCAAUCUUUGUUCAGUUCAGCUUCUGAAAGUGUCUCCAUGGACACCAUUUUCCAUUAAGAGUGGAAGAAUUCUUGCUGAAUGUGAGAAACAGUUCAAUUUCCAAGUCACUGGUUGUCAUCCUUGGAGUAAACUACUUUUAAAGCCAUUGAGACUAAACAACCAUGUUGCAACAAUUUUUGUGCUGUUCAAGAAGAAACAGCAAGAAUUAUACACUCUGAGAGAGAAAGAAGAAAUGCAGUUGAAGAACUCAGGUACAAAGAAUUACAAGGCCAUUGCUGAACAGAACUAUAAGAAACGACUAUCAGAAUUCCUGGAAGAGAUGCAAACAAGAGAAUAUGGGCAUGCAGUUCAACCUGAGGCGUUUGAUGAAGACUCAAAUGAAUACAGUCGCAUUGUUGAUGAGCUGUUUGACUUUGACCACCAAGAAACCCAAGAGCUUACAGAUAAACACAUUGAUGGGAAAGUUGACAUACUACAGCCAGAUGAGGGUCCUAAAGAAGAUUUGUCUGAAUACAAUUUCAGAAAAUUUGCUGCUACAUAUUUUCAAGGAAACAUAACAUAUCAGUAUUCGAGGAGGCCCAUAAAACAUUCACUUCUGGAACUUCCAGUGGAGGCAGAUGAACUGGCAGCAAAGGCCCUCUGGAUUACUAUUUUGAGGUUUAUGGGGGAUCUCCCUGAACCACGCAAUGUAGAAGUAGAUAAUACACCUGUUAUGUCAAGAGUGACCACUACUCUUACAAGGAACUUUAUCAACAGCAAAGAGUACAAAAAAGCUCAAGCAAUAUAUCAGGAUAUUGGUACUGAGAAUCUCAAGAGCAAAAAUAAUUCUGAAAAUAAACGUAAGAAACUGAUAUCCAUGACACUGAAAAAUACUAAUAAAUUGGCUGCACAUGUCCGUCGAGGGCUACUCAGUGAUGAAUACCUGGAUGACGGCUACAGCGACUGGCUGGAAUCAAGACGUACAACUAAUCUUGAAAAACUGCACUUCAUUAUUGGGCAUGGUAUUUUAAGGCCUGACCUAAGGGAUGAGAUUUUCUGUCAAAUUUGUAAGCAACUUACAAACAAUCCUACAAAAGCAUCACAUGCUCGUGGAUGGGUGCUACUGUCUCUCUGUGUGGGUUGCUUUCCACCAUCGGAGAACUUUGCAAUGUAUCUCAAGGCAUUCAUUCGUGAUGGUCCUCCUGGCUAUGCUCCAUAUUGUGAACGACGCCUCAACAGGACAGUUGCUAAUGGCAGUCGCACACAGCCACCCAGUUGGAUUGAAAUGCAGGCAACCAAAGCAAAGAAGCCUAUGAUUGUUCAAAUCACAUUUAUGGAUGGCUCAUAUAAAAAUGUUGAAAUAGAUUCAGCAACCACAGCAGAAGAACUGUGUGACAAUCUGAGCCAAAAUAUUGGUUUGACUGACACAUUUGGCUUCUCAGUUUUUGUUUCUGUUAUGGAUAAGGUAACUUCAAUAGGAAGCACCAAAGAACAUGUGAUGGAUGUCAUUUCUCAAUGUGAACAGUAUGCAAAAGAAAAGGGAGUACCAGAGAAAAAUGCUCAAUGGAGGUUGUAUUUCCGCAAAGAAAUAUUUGCACCCUGGCACAAUACAGCUGAUGAUAGUGUUGCAACAAAUCUGAUAUACCAUCAGGUGGUCCGUGGUGCUAUGUUUGGGGAAUACAGGUGUGACAAGGAAAGUGAUAUAGCAAUGAUGGCAGCUCAACAGUAUUAUAUUGAGUAUGGAACAAAUAUGGAUGAAAAAAUUCUGUCCACACAGUUACCCAAUUACAUACCAUCUCACAUUUGGAAGAUUGACCCUGAUAAUAUACUCCCUCACUGGGGAAGGCUUGUUUUGGAUGCUUAUCAGAAGAGCUACUACGUCAAAGACACAGUUCCAGCAAGUAAAGUGAAAGAAGAUGUUGUGACCUUUGCGAAAAUAAAAUGGCCACUCCUGUUUUCAAAAUUCUUUCAAGCACAGAGAGUUGGUGGAUCAGAACUCCACAAAAACAAUAUAAUAAUUGCAGUGAAUUGGACAGGUGUAUAUUUUAUUGAUGAUCAAGAAGAAGUAAUACUCGAGCUGUCCUACCCUGAAGUCAGCAGUGUGACAUCCCACAAAAAAAUUUAUGGAAUACCACAAAAUUUUACAUUAACAACAACUCAAGGACUUAGCUUUGAAUUUAAGAGUCCUUUAUCAGCAGAAGUAGAAUCAGUUAUCAACUUUUUACUUGAUGGCUUGAAAAAGAGAUCUAAGUUUGUUGUCGCAACACAGGACUACAUCCCAGAUUCGGGAUCUUCUUUCCUAAUACUGAAGAGGGGAGAUCUUUUGAUUCUUGAAGAGGAGUUUGAUGGUGAUAAAAUAAUGAACUCUUCGUGGGGAAAUGGAAUCAAUGCCAGGACUGGACAGAGGGGUCAUUUCCCUACAGAAGUGAUUUAUGUGCUCCCUGCAGUAGUUAGGCCAGCACCAAAUAUUGUGGCUAUAUUUGAGAAAGAUCCCGUUCUGCGAAUGAAAGAGCAACAGUUUCGGAUUAAUACAGUUACUCGUCAGCGCAUGUAUGUGCUGAAAGAGUUCGCAAAAGAUCAUUUCAGGGAAAGUCAAAGUGUGGCACCACCAAAAGGUCAAACACUUAAGGAAGCUCGCAGAGUUGGUAUUGAGGAGUUGUGGCGCCACACCAGAGAGCCUAUCAAGCUAGCAUUGCUGAAGAAGGUGGCUGACAACAGUGACCUGUCCAAUACUGCAUGCAUAGCUUUCACAAAUAUUCUCAAAUACAUGGGUGAUCAACCAAGCAAAAGACCCCACAAUGGAAGUGAAUUCACAGACAAAAUAUUUAGCUGUGCAUUGAAAUAUGAUAUUCUGAAGGAUGAAAUUUACUGUCAGAUAAUGCGACAGCUGACUGACAAUAAAAACCGCUUGAGUGAAGAACGUGGUUGGGAACUCAUGUGGUUGGCAACAGGUUUGUUCUGUUGCAGCAAGAUAUUACUUAAGGAUCUGAUGCAAUUUUUAAUGACACGGAGCCAUCCAAUUGCCAAAACUUGCAUAAAUCGCUUACAGAGGACAAUGAGAUAUGGCCAGAGGAAGCAUCCUCCUCAUCAGGUUGAGGUUGAGGCAAUACAGCACAAGACCACAAGAAUAUUUCAUAAAGUAUAUUUCCCUGAUGACAGUGAUGAGGCUUUCCAAGUAGAUUCAACAACUCGCGCUGAAGACUUCAGUAGAAAUGUGGCAGAACGCUUGAAACUCCAAUCCUGGGAAGGCUUCAGUCUUUUUGUGAAAGUCUGGGAUAAAGUUUUCUCAGUGCCUGAGAAUGAUUUCUUUUUUGACUUUGUACAUGAGCUAACUCAAUGGAUGAGGAAGGCACGGCCAUCGAGAAAUGAGAGUGCUGUUCAAUUUCAGUAUCAGAUAUUUUUCAUGAGGAAGCUCUGGAUAAAUGUUGUCCCUGGAAAAGACAAAUAUGCUGACACAAUAUUUCAUUAUCCUCAGGAGAUACCAAAAUAUCUUAGAGGUUAUCACAAAUGUUCCAAGGCUGACACAAUUAAGCUUGCUGCUCUGAUAUACAGAGCUAAAUUUGGUGACAAUACACUACAACUUCAGUUUAUUCCUGACAUGUUAUCUACACUUGUACCCAAUGAUUUACACAAACUCCAAAGUGCAAGUGACUGGAAGAAGAGCAUCAGCUCAGCUUACAAACAAAAUGCUGGUAUGACAGCUGAUGCAGCAAAACAAGCAUUCCUGACAUACAUUUAUAAGUGGCCAACAUUUGGUUCUGCUUUCUUUGACGUUAAACAAGCCACAGAACCAAAGUAUCCUGAAGUAAUUAUAGUAGGAAUAAAUAAGAAUGGGAUUAGUAUUAUACAUCCAACUACAAAGGAUUUGCUGGAUACUCAUCCAUAUUCUCAGAUAUCCAACUGGUCAUCUGGAAACACAUUUUUCCAUGUUACUAUUGGUGAUCUUGUCAGAGGCUCUAAGCUACUUUGUGAAACGUCUCUAGGAUACAAAAUGGAUGACCUCCUCUCUUCAUACACAUCUGUAAUACAGUCUGCUGUACAUAAGAAAACAAGAGUUGCUACUCAACUUUGAUUCAGAAUUGAAGUACCUGCUGUAUUAAUUAUAAAGAGAUUAUUUAUAAAUUAUUAAAUACUUCAUUAUCACUACAUUUAAAUGAUGAUAUGAUGUAAGUUGUGAUGGAAACUGACAUUUUGAAUUACCUGCCACUCAUGUCCUCAGUAUUGAAAACAUAAAUUUAGAUUUUUGCAUUAUUCCUACAUGUUCUAGUUCCUAGUUCCACAGUUUUCCACAUCAACUUUGUGAGACAACAGAGAUUGAUUUGAUAUGUGAGUUUUGCUGUUGUGUCAAUGCUACAUUUGAUUGCUACUGUAUACAGAUGUCUCACUUACCAUAUAUCAACAUACACAUUCAUCACUCAUUACUGACUGCCUGCAAUUAAGUGCUUUCUAUUUUUGUGGUUAAAACUUCAGUAAGUUGACCUUUUUGUAGCAUGUCUGUCAUAAUGAGAGUAAACAUCUCCUGUGGCUAUAGCAAAUUUGUAAGUUCUAUUUCUUGCA
Messenger RNA from Schistocerca piceifrons (Central American locust), 8012 nucleotides. RefSeq names its product myosin-VIIa-like. Gene Ontology annotation, molecular function: ATP binding; cytoskeletal motor activity; protein binding. Gene Ontology annotation, cellular component: cytoskeleton; myosin complex. The coding region runs from base 1 to 7527 and encodes 2508 amino acids. The record is from RefSeq and is a predicted model, not a curated record. The transcript is spliced from 54 exons. Lineage: Eukaryota; Metazoa; Arthropoda; Insecta; Orthoptera; Acrididae.